Messenger RNA from Prunus dulcis (almond), 1507 nucleotides. Its product is annotated as stress response protein NST1-like. The record is from RefSeq and is a predicted model, not a curated record. The transcript has 2 exons. Bases 723 to 1286 code for a protein of 187 amino acids. NCBI's taxonomy places the organism in Eukaryota, Viridiplantae, Streptophyta, Magnoliopsida, Rosales, Rosaceae.
AGGUUUUUAUUUUUUUUAAAACAAAUAUUUAUUAUUAUUUAUUAUUUAGGUUUCUAUCACGUGGACGUGAUAGGAAAAAAGGAUCCUACUUUUGACACGUUAGCAUUUAACAAACUAACAGUUUGGCUAACAAGAGCAAAUUGUAGGAUUUCCGUGACGUUGAGUAUGUACUAAUAAAUGUCUCUAAAAUCGAGUAUGAACUCGUAAAUGAUCAUAUAGGUUAGAGGAUUUUAUGUAGUUCGUCCUAAUUAUUAUGUUGGUGUAAGGGCAUAGUUUCGGCCUUGGCUUCAAAUUGCACUCCAAACAAUUUAGACCUCAAACUAGUAGUAUAAUCAAAAUAAAGUAUUCCAUUUGGUGACCAAGUUGGUUUAAAUGUUGUCCUUCAUAAGCAAUUAAACAAAUCUCUUACAUGUGUCAAAUAUUUCUUGUUUCCAUGGAAUAAAUGAAGAUUUAGGGUCAUUAAGCUUUAUUAGAGUAAACUAAAUCUCCAUAAGUUUAUCAACUAGCCCUUAAUUUGAUGGUAGUUGUGAUGAGUUUUAUACCUGACUUUGGCUAGUUGAAGGGGGAGUGUAGUGAGUAAAUUUUCCAACAAAAUUGCAUUGGGCCUCGAGGUUUUUGGUCAAGCUCCAACCCAACCCAACCCAAAAAACCUCCCCCCUUUUUAACUCUGAAAUUUUCCACUCUCUUAAACCCUCUCUCUGGCACAGAGACAACACUAAAAAAUGGCGACCACGUCUCGCUCACUGUACCGUACACUGCGCCUGCGGUCCUUCUCCACAAGUACGAAGCCGUCGCACCACAACAGCCACCAGCAGAAUCACCAGUACACAGAUCCCAAUUCCUUCAUCGGGUGCUGGCAGGCCCCCAAGGACCCCAAGGAGGCCGAGGCCAAGCUUGCGCAGCUCCGCAGAGACUACGCCAAGCAGGUGAAGGAGGUCCGCAAGGAGUACAUCCAGGAGGUCGAGCUCAUGAGGCUCGAGAAGCUUCGCAAGGACGAGGCUCGUAAAGAAGCCCUUAGGCUCCAAAAUGAGGAGCGUAAGAGACUCAAGGCUGAGGCUGCUAAGGUCCGUGCCCAACAGCGUGAGGUUGCUGAGCAGGAGUUCCGCCAGACCCUGUUAAAAGAAAGAGCAGAGAAACUUGAGAAUUGGAAGAUGAAGGAAAAAAUGAGAGAAGAGAAGAAAAAAGAGAAGAAUGAACUGUUGCGACGUCAGAGUUCCUUGUGGAUCAAUGAACCAGAACUGGAAAAGAAGAUUUUAGAAGCCAUCGUUGAUACUACACCCCUUUGAGUCCAUUUUAUUUCCAAAUUGUCUAGUGGUGGUAUCUUACAGUUUCACUGUAUAGACAAGAUAAUCAGGACUUAGUAUGUUUUGUACCCAAUCUUUAUGUUUUCUAUUUUCUUUUCAUCAUCCACUAAUUUCCCAACCACAUUCCUUUUCCUUCUUCAUAUUUUAAUAAGAUCUGUAUACUUUCUAAUCAGGGCAUAGUAUAUUUUGUACCCAGUGCUGUA